Molecule: messenger RNA, 2992 nt
Organism: Spea bombifrons (plains spadefoot toad)
Lineage: Eukaryota; Metazoa; Chordata; Amphibia; Anura; Pelobatidae
Gene: HNRNPU
Product: heterogeneous nuclear ribonucleoprotein U
Exons: 14
Coding region: 151-2658 (835 amino acids)
Biological process (GO): negative regulation of transcription by RNA polymerase II; positive regulation of attachment of mitotic spindle microtubules to kinetochore; positive regulation of transcription by RNA polymerase II
Cellular component (GO): centrosome; membrane; telomerase holoenzyme complex
Molecular function (GO): TFIIH-class transcription factor complex binding; pre-mRNA binding; ribonucleoprotein complex binding
Source: RefSeq, a predicted model, not a curated record
AGGGCAGCGCGCUCCGUCCUUGUUUGUUCCGCCAUUUUGGAGGAGUCGCGACGCAGCGAGGAAAGAGAGAUCCGCGCUUCUGACUGUCUUAUACCCUCCCCUGCAUCGAUUGUGCACGGUGUUGCUCACCCCACUUCCCGUUACAAAAAGAUGAGUUCCCCAGCUAACGUGAAGAAGCUCAAGGUGUCGGAGUUGAAGGAGGAGCUCAAAAAGAGGGGGUUAAGCGAUAAAGGACUGAAGGCCGAGUUAAUGGAGAGGCUUCAGACCGCUUUGGAUGAAGAGACCGAAUCCGGUGGAGGAGUAGUGGUAGGCUCUGGCGGAGAGGCUGGCGGAGACACGGUUGAAGGAACCGAGCAAGUCGGUGGCGAGGAGGAAGAAGAGGAGGACGAGGAAGUAAUGGAGGUUGGCGGAGAAAAUGGAGGAGGCGGAGAAGCUCUGGAAGGAGGCGAUGAACCUUUGGAGGGGGGUGAUGAAGCCCUGGAAGGAGGUGAUGAAGCCUUGGAGGGGGGUGAUGAAGCCCUGGAAGGCGGUGAUGAAGCCUUGGAGGGGGGCGAUGAAGCCCUGGAAGGAGGUGAUGAAGCCCUGGAAGGGGGUGAUGAAGCCCUGGAAGGGGGCGAAGAAGAGGAGCAAGAAGAGGCGCCCGCCGGCCAGGAAGAUGAGAAUGGAGACGAUCAAGGUUUUCAAGAAGGCGAGGAGGAAGAAGAUGAGGAAGAUGAAGGCAUCCCUGUGGGGUUAGAAGAAGAUGAGGAGGGUGGGGAUGAGAACGGCCGCGGCCAGGAGGAGGAAAAACAGGAAGAAGAGUCCGUGCCCAGCGGUCCCCGGCCCCUCAUGGAUAUCAAGUGCGAGGAGGCUGGGGCCUCGAGUAGAGGCGAGGGCAAAGACCAGAAAGACAAGAAAAGGGGUGUAAAAAGGCCACGUGAAGAUCAUGGCCGUGGCUAUUUUGAGUAUAUCGAAGAAAACAAAUACAGCAGGGCAAAAUCUCCUCAACCACCGGUAGACGAAGAGGAUGAGAAGCUGGAUGAGUCUAUGGUACUUCUUGACACAUAUAACUGUGAUCUUCACUUCAAAAUCUCUCGGGAUCGCUUAAGUGCUUCCUCUCUUACCAUGGAGAGUUUUGCUUUCCUUUGGGCUGGAGGCAGAGCUACAUAUGGCAUUUCUGAAGGCAAAGUUUGUUUUGAGAUGAAGGUUACAGAGAAGAUUCCUGUUAAGCAUUUAUACACUAAAGAUAUUGAUGUUCAUGAAGUGCGAAUUGGAUGGUCCCUUGGCUCAUCAGGGUUCAUGCUUGGUGAAGAGGAGAAUUCCUAUGGAUACUCCCUGAAAGCAUUGAAAUACACCAAUGGUGAAUCUGAGCAGUAUGGCGAGACAUAUGAUGAGACUGAUGUAAUCACCUGCUUUGCUAACUUUGAAGGUGAUGAAGUUGAACUUUCGUAUGCAAAGAAUGGACAAGAUCUGGGAGUGGCAUUUAAGAUUGCUAAAGAUACGCUCUCCGAUCAGUCUCUAUUCCCACAUGUUCUGUGUCACAACUGCGCUGUGGAGUUUAAUUUUGGGCAGAUGAGCGAACCAUUCUUUCCUGUCCCUGAGGGGUACACGUUCAUUCAGAACGUCCCAUUGGAAAACCGUGUGAGAGGACCUGUUGGUCCGGAGCAGAAAAAAGACUGUGAAGUGAUCAUGAUGAUCGGUUUACCAGGAGCAGGGAAGACCUCAUGGGUCACUAAACAUGUUGCUGAUAAUCCUGGGAAGUACAACGUCCUUGGAACAAGCAGCAUUUUGGAAAAAAUGAUGGUGGGAAAUAAACAGCUUGAUCCUGCAAAACUGACUGCCUUUCUGCAGAGGGCUCCUCAAUGUCUUAGCAAGUUUAUUGAGAUUGCUGCUCGUAAAAAGAGAAGCUUCAUUCUGGAUCAAACAAAUGUGUCCUCAGCAGCCCAGAGAAGGAAAAUGUGCCUGUUUGCUGGGUUUCAACGUAAAGCGGUUGUUGUUUGUCCAACUGAUGAGGAGUAUAAGGAAAGGACACAGAAGAAAGCUGAAGUGGAGGGAAAAGACCUGCCUGAGCAUGCUGUUCUUAAAAUGAAAGGUAACUUCACCCUGCCAGAAGCCAGUGAGUGCUUUGAUGAAAUAGUCUAUGUAGAGUUGCAGAAAGAAGAAGCUGAGAAACUUCUUGAGCAGUACAAAGAAGAAAGCAAGAAAUCUCUUCCCCCUGAGAAGAAACAAAAUAUUGGUAUGAAGAAAGUUAACAAGAACAAAAAUCAGAAGGGCAGAGGUGGUCUAGGCCAUGGCCACAGAGGGCGUGGAGGUGGAGGAUAUAACAUGCGCGGUGGCAACUUCAGAGGUGGAGCUCCUGUAAACCGUGGUGGAUACAACAGACGGGGUAACCUGCCACAGCGUGGAGGCGCAGGUGGCAGCGGAGGUGCCAUUGGCUAUCCAUUUCCUCGUGCUCCAGUAUAUCCCAGUAGAGGUGGUUACAGUGGUCGAGGAAAUUUCAACCGCGGGGGUGGCGGUGGAGGUAUGCCAAGUCGUGGAAACUACAACCAGAACUUCAGAGGAAGGGGAAACAACCGUGGCUACAAAAACCAGUCUCAGGGCUACAAUCAGUGGCAACAGCAGGGUCAAUACUGGGGUCAAAAGCCAUGGAGCCAGCAGUACCACCAAGGAUAUUAUUGAAUACUCAAAUAAAAAUGAACUGAUACAUAUUUCUCUUCAAAACCUUCACAAGAAGUCGACUGUUUUUUUUUUCUUUAGGCUAACUUUUAAAAACAUUCCACAAGAGGAAGUGCCUGCGGGUUCUUUAUUGAAUUUUCUUUGUUUCCCUUUUUUUCUUUAGUUAAGUUUUCUGGGGUUUUUUUUCGUUUUUUUUUUUAAUUGUAGUUUUAAAGUGAUUCUUGAGAACCUCAGCAUUGUGCACGAUAAAAGAAUGUGUCAGUAUUUCAGGGUUCUACAUUUUUAUCUGUAAUGUGAUCUUUUUUUUACUAUACAAAAGUAAAGUUGUUGCUUUGUA